CUCUCACUCUCUCUACCUCUCUUUCUCUCUUUCUCUCACUUUAAUUAUCAAUCGUAGAACUUCUUCAAAGAUGUAAUUUACAUUAUACUUCAGGCACUCAAGUUGAUCGAGACAUGGGGUGUGGAUAAAGACGUUUCGUUUGGCUGCAUGUCCUCCUUGUUAACCGUGAUCAUACCGAUGAUAUUCCAAUAUAAUAGUCUACUUCGAAAGAAAGGGUUCAUAAAACUAUUCAAGUUCAUUAAACACGAUUACGAACGACUAAUAAAUCUUCCGGAGUACAAUGUAUUGUACAGUGUCGCGAUAAAGGGACGUCGUAACUCUUUGGUGUACAUAUUUUACGUCUGCAUAUCGGCGACAAUGUAUUUCACACUUUCGAUUGCCGUGGUCAUCUUCGAGGAAUUGAAUAAAAACCGGACCGAACCCAGACAGACUCUAUACCCAGUGGAGUACCACAUCGACAGUGAAAAAUAUUUUUACCUGAUUACAGCUCAUUGUUACGCCUCGACAGUACUUCUUCUGCUUCAAACUGUCGUACACGACACAAUGUACAUUGUUCUGGUCCAACAUGGCUGCGCUUUAUUCGCAGUUACGGGAUAUUGCUUAAAAGGGGCGCAUUGUUUAGAUUCGAAAGGUUUACUAAAGGACGAUGAUUUUGAACAGUACAAGAACCGAUGUUAUACGUUGUCAGAACAGAAGAAAAUUUAUCAGAGACUCGUUCUUGGUAUCAAGGAACACAAAAGAGCUAUAGAGUACACGAAACUUCUUCAUGCAGUAUUCUCUGAAUGUUUGUUCAUUGUACUCAUGUUAAAUAUCAUCAGCUUGAGCAUCAACGGGGUUCAAGCUUUGAUCAAUCUGCACGAAAUUCAAACGUCGAUAAGAUUGAUCCUUUGGGAGAUAGGGCUGUUCAUACAUUUAUUCUGGCUCUGUCUCCCUGGACAGAGGCUGACGGAUUUCAGCGAGAGAGUGUAUUAUGAUGUGUUACACAGACUGCCAUAUCGUACUUCACCGUUCUAAGCUCGACGCUUUGAGGAGC
Habropoda laboriosa is the source of this 1033-nucleotide messenger RNA. RefSeq lists its product as uncharacterized. Bases 148 to 1014 code for a protein of 288 amino acids. Gene Ontology annotation, cellular component: plasma membrane. Lineage: Eukaryota; Metazoa; Arthropoda; Insecta; Hymenoptera; Apidae. Gene Ontology annotation, molecular function: odorant binding; olfactory receptor activity. Gene Ontology annotation, biological process: detection of chemical stimulus involved in sensory perception of smell; sensory perception of smell. The record is from RefSeq and is a predicted model, not a curated record. The transcript is spliced from 7 exons.